Molecule: messenger RNA, 2690 nt
Organism: Salvia hispanica
Lineage: Eukaryota; Viridiplantae; Streptophyta; Magnoliopsida; Lamiales; Lamiaceae
Gene: NFD5
Product: pentatricopeptide (PPR) repeat-containing protein
Molecular function (GO): protein binding
Source: RefSeq, a predicted model, not a curated record
CACCUCCCUCGUCUCCCUCUCGCACUCUUUACAACAUUUCCGGUGAAACCAACAAAUCUACCACCACUUCCGCCGCCUCAGCCCCCAUUUCUUCCUUAUUUUGCUCUCGGCGCCUCCGCAGUGGAAUUGUGCUCUCCGCCCUCUUCUCAGCCUCAACUCAACAACAUCAAGAAGCCUGAUACUAUUUGUUCAUCAGGCUACGUGAAAAGGUAGGUAUGAAUUUGAGGCGUCUCUUUAGCAAAAACACGGUGAACAGAAUCGCUGAACUCAAUGGCAGAGCAUUCAACCAGCAUUCAUCUGCUUAUAGAUGUGUAGCAGCUGCUAGUAUCCUGAGGCCCCCUACUUUUCAUCCAUCAGGAGCAUACCAUGGCUCAUCUUUCAUGAACUGCCCUAAGCAUAACAGAAUUGAUAAUCAGUUUUCUAGAUGCAUUCAAACUGCGGGACAAGUUGAGUUAGAUGAUGACUCAUCAAGUCAUUUGGAAUGUGAGUCAGAAGAUGAUGCUACAAUGAAUGAGUUCUUGUCCCGGUUUGUUUGGCUGAUGCGGAAAAAACUCGCUGCCGCAUAUCCCAAGUGUGAAAAAGAUACAAUUAACGGCAUGCUAGUGAUCAUUGUUGAAAAUGUUGUAUCAGAGAUGGAAAAGGGUGGUCUUCAGCAAGUGACGGGGUAUGGUGCUUCUACACCCUCAGGAGAUUUUAGUGAGGAUUUGUGGAGAACUGUGUGGGACGUUAGCAAUAUAGUUCUGCGAGACAUGGAGAAAGAAAAGAAAAAAGAGAAAAUGAAGACAUUUCUUCAGUCUGAAGAAGUUAAGGAAAUGUACAGAUUUGCUGGUGAAGUGGGCAUUCGAGGAGAUAUGCUGAGAGAGUUUAGGUUCAAGUGGGCUCGUCAAAAGAUGGAGAAAAGCGAUUUUUAUGAGAGUCUGGAACGCAUGCGGAAAGAGGCUGCUCAAAAUGAUUCCCAAGAAAAAGAUCAACGCGGAAACAAAGUCGUUAAUGAGGACGGUAAUCUGCUUGAAGGGAAACAGACUGGUGUCUCACUUCCUAAAAGACAUGGCAAGAUCAAGUAUAAGAUUUAUGGGCUUGAUUUAUCCAAUCCAAAGUGGGCUAAGGUGGCGGAUAAAAUUAAUGAGCGUAGCAAAUUUAUGUGGCCCGAGGAGCCAAAGCCAAUAUCUAACAAGUGCAAACUUGUUACUGAGAAGAUCCUCUCAUUGAAAGAUGAGGACGAUCCUUUUCCACUUAUAGGAGAAUGGAAAGAUCUUCUCCAACCUAGCAGGAUUGAUUGGGUUGGUCUUCUUGAUAAAUUGAAAGAGCAGAAUUCUAAUAUACAUUUCAAGGUUUCAGAAUUUCUACUUUCUGAAGAUUCCUUUGAGGCAAGUGAACGGGACUACUCAAAACUGAUUGAUGCUCUUGCCAAGGAGAACCGCUUAGAAGAUGCUGAGAGAAUUCUAAAGAAAAUGAAUGACAAGGGCAUUCCUCCUGAUGUUAUCACAUCAAUAACAUUGAUCAAAAUGUAUUGUAAAGUAGGAAAUCUUAGUCGAGCAAAAGAAGCAUUUGAUAGCUGCAAGGCCCAUGGGUUCCGACCAGACGUGAAGGUCUACAGUUCUAUGGUCAUGGCCUAUGUGAAUGCAAACCAACCGAAAGAUGCUGAGUCUAUACUGAGAGAAAUGGAUACUCUGGGUAUUAAGCCUCCAAAGGACAUAUACAUGGCCUUACUUCACCUGUAUACCAAAGCUGGCCAUGCUGACUUAGCUGAACGAAUUCGCACUGCCAUGCAAUUUACCGGAGGAUUUAGCAUGGACCUUGAAUCUUUGACAUUAAUGAUUGAGGCAUGUGCACGAGCUGGUAACCCCGACCGUGCUUUGAACUAUUUUACUCAGAUGACAAACCUUGGGCUCAAGCCAGAUGAUAGAUGCACUGCAAAUGUGAUUGCUGCCUAUGAAAAGAAGAAUUUGUUGGAUGAAGCCUUGGAGCUUCUAUUGAAACUUGAGAAGGAUGGGUUUGAGCCUGGGGUUGCUACGUACACAGUUCUGGUUGAUUGGUUUAGCAAGUUGGACCUUCUUGAGGAAGCCCAACAGCUAUUGGACAAGAUUUCCGAACAGGGUGAGGCUCCUCCAUUUAAGCUCCAUGUGAGCCUUUGUGACAUGUAUAUCAAGUCAGGAGCUGAGAAGAAGGCCUUGCAAGCUUUAGGAGUUCUGGAGUCGAAGAUUGAUGAGUUGGAGUCGGAGGACUUUGAGAGGAUUAUAGGUUCACUUGCUGGUGGGGGCUACGUGCAAGAUGCUCAAAGGGUGCACGGGUUAAUGGAGUCUCGGGGAUUCAUUUUGUCCGACCGAAUGAAGGUAUCUCUGAUGGCAUCUCAAGCACUGGGAAAGAGUAAGAAGACACUAAUGAGAUAGAGGUAAUAAAAAUCAAUAUGAUCUAGCAAAAUGGUGACUUAUGUGAUGACGGUUCAUUAGUGUAUGUGCACUUAGUCAUGUUAGUUCAUUUUACUUUCUUUCAUGAACUUGUUUUUGUUGGAGUGUAUGCUUACGCUCAUUUUUGUUGGAAUCUUAUGUCAUCUAAUAGGUCUGAGGUAUCAGAAAAGAACAACUAUCAGUAUAAAUUGUUGCUGUGAGUUCUAAUAAGUAGAGUCUUUUGCACAAACUCAUUUUAGGUAUCCACUGCUGCACUUCUGAUAUGCUUUGUUUCGUUUAUGA